AUGGGCAAUCAGGAAACCGAGGGGUCCUCUGUCCCCACACAAGACGGCUCAUCCGAGUCUCCCCAAGUUCAAGCGACUAUCAAGGCUCUCUCUUUGAUUCCUCACAUGGAGGGCGGCUACUUUGCCGUCACCGACGUCUCGUCCAUGAAGAUGCCCAGUCCAUAUCCUGCCGAGCCCCUCUCUGAACGUACCAUUGCUCUCGCGGGUGGCCUUCCGGCGGACUAUGAUCCAGCCCUCCGCCGUCUCUCGACCACCAUUUUCUACUAUCUGACUCCGACGCGCCCCACGGGAUCCUUUCACCGUAACCGAAGCCGCAUCAUUCAUACCUGGCACCGGGGCAGGGGUCGCUACGUCCUCAUUCAUCCCGACGGCCGCAUCGAGACUUUCGUGGUCGGCCCUGACGUCGAGAAAGGGGAAAAGCUGCAGUGGAUUGUGGAGGGCGGCGUCUGGAAAGCGAGCCACUUGGUGGACCACGACGGACAAGGUCGUGGCGAGGCCACUGACGGAGAGGGUUUGCUCAUCACUGAAACUGUCGUACCAGGCUUCGAAUAUGCGGAUCACGAGUUUCUGUCUCAAGAGAAGCUUCAGCAGAUUCUCCCCGAGAAUCGUGCUAAGGAACUCGGUUGGCUGGUCAAGCAUUAG
Molecule: messenger RNA, 642 nt
Organism: Purpureocillium takamizusanense
Lineage: Eukaryota; Fungi; Ascomycota; Sordariomycetes; Hypocreales; Ophiocordycipitaceae
Exons: 1
Coding region: 1-642 (213 amino acids)
Cellular component (GO): intracellular anatomical structure
Source: RefSeq, a predicted model, not a curated record